AGAAUUAAUCGAAAGGAAGCGUCAAAGGCAGUAGUAGAAAAGCACCGAGCGAAGAGAAAAAGAAAUCCAAGAGGGUGGAGUUUGGAGGAGGAAGGGGGUGGUGGUGGCCUGGUCGGUGGCGAAUUUGAGCCCUCUCCGCCGCUGCGCAGGUAUUGCCGUGUUAGCUGGUUAAAGUAGGAGGAGGGAAGAAUAUGGGCAUUUCAGCCAAGUGGAUUAAAUCACUUGUUGGGAUAAAAAAGCAUGAAAAAACCCAAACUUCUGAAAGCAGUGGAGUGAGGAGCUCUACUGCUCAAUUGCUUCAAAAGCAGAAGGAUUCGAUUGAUACCGAAUGUGCUGCUGCAGUCGAAGAACUUACAGUACAAACUGAACCAUUGGCAUGUGACACCAACAUUCAGACAAUAUCGAAUUUCACCUCUUCACCCAGUACAACUCUUCUAGUAUCUCAGACUGAACUGGAUACAAGGGAGCAUCACGCUGCAACAGUUAUUCAAUCUGCCUUUCGAGCAUUCUUGGCUAGGAGGGCUUUACGAGCAUUAAAAGGAUUAGUUAGACUCCAGGCUCUCGUUAGAGGCCAUGCUGUACGAAAGCAAGCAGCAGAAACACUUCAAUGUAUGCAAGCAUUGGUGAGAGCUCAAGCUCGUGUCAGAGCAAGACGAGUCCGAAUUUCUUUGGAAAGUCAAGUGACCCAAAAGAAGGCUCCAGAACAGAAUAUUCACGAGGAUCAUGUUUGGGAAAUUGAGAAUGUUAUGCAGGAACGAUGGUGUGAUGGUAUUGGCUCAGCGGAAGAAAUGCAAGCUAAAGUAUUAAAAAGGCAAGAAGCCGCUGCUAAGCGGGAAAGAGCAAUGGCAUAUGCUUUGACACACCAGUGGCAAGCAGGUUCCAGGAAACAGAAAGCAGCAUCUCUCCAAGGACUUGAGGUGGACGACAAUCAGUGGAGUCAGAACUGGUUAGAGAGAUGGAUGGCUGCACGCCCGUGGGAGAACAGAUUGCUUGAUAGUAAUGCCAAAGAGAGUGCUCCAAUUGGUGAUGAUAACCAUGGUGAUGAAAAUGAGGCCAAGGCUCCGAACAAACCAAAAGGAAAAGUGUCCAUUUCGGCCGUUCAUUCAAAUGGUUCGAGCAAGAAGAAAGCUGCAAAUCAUAAGAAGUCACAUUCCGAUGUAAGUGGUUCUUUGUCAGGGCAAUCUGCAGGUGUGCUACCCACCAAUUCUUUGGGAUCAUCCAAGCCAAAAUCAAAGCCAUCAGAUGAAAUCUCUGAGGAGGUUAAUUCUCAACUCUCAAAUUUGGCUUCCCGGUCCACAAGCAAUCCGAAAGAAAGACCAACGCAAAUCAAUGCUUCAUCCAAGAAGAGAUUGUCCCUGCCUAACAAUGGGACAGUAGGUGGAGGAGUAGGAAAAGGGGCGACCAACGGCAGGGCAAACCACUCCAUGAGCUCAAAGAAUGCAGCAAAAGGAUCAUCCAAGUUGGAACUAAAACAGCAACGUCCAAACCCUCCCAACACAACUGCGAAACGAGACAGUGAGAGUUAAUCCAUCACUCCCAUUUCAUUCAGGCUCUUGGUAAUAGCCCUUUGUCACUCAUGUGUGCUAGAUGUUGCAUCUGUGUAUAUAAAUCAACCAAAAGAAUCUUGCAUCUACAUUGAUGCCAAUAUGCCAUGCUUCAUGCUUCCAUUGUGCAAUAUUUAUAUCGUGUUGUAUCGGUUCUUUUUCUUUUUCACGCUUCUGUUAUCUUUCUGUAAGUUGUGUUCCUGCUACGAUAACCAGAGAACUGUAUGUGCAAAACUCUGUGAAAAUAUGCACAGUACAAUAAAACCCUCUUAUUUCAUGACAUGGUCUUCAGCAUCAGUAAUGAUUGGUG
This is a messenger RNA of Oryza brachyantha (malo sina), 1854 nucleotides long. RefSeq names its product protein IQ-DOMAIN 1-like. The record is from RefSeq and is a predicted model, not a curated record. Lineage: Eukaryota; Viridiplantae; Streptophyta; Magnoliopsida; Poales; Poaceae. The transcript has 7 exons. Gene Ontology annotation, molecular function: protein binding. The coding region runs from base 192 to 1526 and encodes 444 amino acids.